Messenger RNA from Schistosoma haematobium, 3613 nucleotides. RefSeq lists its product as uncharacterized. Gene Ontology annotation, molecular function: RNA-3'-phosphate cyclase activity. Gene Ontology annotation, cellular component: nucleus. The record is from RefSeq and is a predicted model, not a curated record. The transcript has 5 exons. Bases 387 to 983 code for a protein of 198 amino acids. Gene Ontology annotation, biological process: RNA processing. Lineage: Eukaryota; Metazoa; Platyhelminthes; Trematoda; Strigeidida; Schistosomatidae.
CAGAAACUGGAAACACAACAUAGCAAGACGGAAUGUAGACACAACUUCUACUCCUUAAGAGUUGUCAAAAGCUGGAAUUCGCUGCCGGCCGAGCUAGUCCAAGCGACUUCUCAGGAGUCCUUCAAGAGGCAACUUGACCUAUUCUUAAGGACCAAGGACAGCAUCACAUUAUGAUUUACCAAUUUCUUUUCCUUUUUUAUUGUUAACAUACCUAGGUUCCUGCCUGGAGGAUUUGGUGAUCCCCUGCUACUAGACACGGAAGCCUGUUAAGCGAAAGCUUCUUCUAUUCCGUCCACAACCAUUUGAACCAUUUGAACACACAAAGUGCCGUCAGUCUAGACGCAAAGUGCUUAAGACCGAAAUUCAUAGGUUUCUUUUCAAGUGUGAUGGGUGAUUUGGAUACCUCCCAUGCAACCUUGGUUGAUGGGUCUGUGUUGGAGAGUGGCGGUCAAAUCCUACGUAACGCUGUCUCGAUAGCAGUGAUAACGAAAAGACCCAUCGAGUUGUUUAAUAUUCGAGCUGGUCGACAGGAUCCAGGUCUCAGGUGGUUAUUUUUGUUAUUAGUAGAUUUCGUUCCCAGAAGUCAACACGCAGCUGCCGUCGAACUCGCUAGUAGAGUGUGUUGUGGUCAUUUAUUGUCGUGUGCAGUUGGAUCUAUGGAAAUUCGGUUAAUACCUGGUCAGAUUUCUCCCGGUUCGUAUGAAGCUGAUGCUAAGACGGCAGGGUAUGUCAGUAAAACUAUUUACAAGCUUUAUGUAAGGUCAGUCUCACUGAUGCUACAAGCUGUAGCGCCAGUGUUAGCGUUUGCUUCCAAUCAGAGUGAACUGUUGUUGCGUGGUGGUACAGAUACAUUGUUUGCACCUCCAAUCAACUAUAUGAUUGAGGUAACUUAUAAAAAUACAAAGACUAAAGUUUGUCAGGUAACAUCACAUUACUUUAGAAAAAUGGGUUUGGUUUGUGAGGUAAAAGUCGUUCGACGGUGAGUGCUUAUUAAUCGUUGAUUAUGAAGGCAGAGGGUUUCAUCCAUUAGGUGGAGGGGUUGUCAAAGUACUGAUUUCACCUUUAAAAGAGCCACUUUCUCCCAUUUCUUUGUUAAAUUCAGGAACCGUUGAGAAAGUCAGUGGUUAUUCUCUUGUUGCAGGAAGAGUUCCACUAAAGGUAAUGUCACUUGUUGUUGUUAAAAAACCUAAAAUAACUUAGUUUUCACUUUCAAAAUGACCUGUUUGGUACGUGUGUGGUUAAUUUUUGUUCAUUUGAAAUAUGCACUUUUAAAUAUUCCGCGUAAUAUCUGUAAUAACCGUAAUAACAACCCUGUGGGUAGUCCUUGAUCCCCUAGAUAAUAGAGUUUGUGGAUAUUACUUGUGCUUGGUGACAACUAAUGAUUUCUAAAACUUGUAUUUAAUUUCUGACCUAUAUAGGUUUCAUGGUGACUAUAAAUUACCUAGAAUUCUCAUCUAGCAUUGUAACGUGACCUGGAGAUCUACUGCUAGUGACAGUCGUCCGCGUAGUAGUGGUUGUUUGUAUUUUUAUAAGUGUUGUUAUUCGUGUGCGCAGACUUUGCAUAGUUCAUCAAAUAAUACAUUGAAUGUGUAGCACAUAUUAGUUCAUUUAUGUCACUCCUUGAAAAUCCUUUUCUCAUAACAAGUCGAUUUACAGUUUGAGACCAGUUUACAGGAUUACUUGUUCGUUUAAAUGCCCAAGGUAUGCCAUUUAAAUCGUCACCAUUUUACGUCUUUUUAACGUGAAAUCAGGUGCGUAACUUAAAGUGUUUAGGUGUUCGUCUUCCCAAAACGUUCUACUACACUUGCAUAAGUACUUAGUAGCAGUGUUAGUAAUGUAAUUUUUACUGCAAAAUAGCGUUUACUUUUCUAGACCACAUGAAAGCUGUGCAUUAAAAUAUUCUGACGUUAUUUACUCAAUAAAAUUAAUCUUACGGAGUUUGAUUGUAUCUUGAUACAGCAUUCUUUGAACUAUUUUUGUUUUCGAUCUUAUUAAUUUAGGUUGCUCAUGAAGUGAAAGAUGAGGCGUUGCGUUGUCUCAGCAAAUGUUUCUCAUGUCCUAUAAAUAUUGAUUCAUUCCAAGAAAGCAGUGAUCGUUGUAAGGGCAACGUUGCGGCAUUUAUGUUCGUUAUGCAUACUUCAACAGAUUGCCGUCUGGCCGUUACUGGAAUUAUUAAUCCUCGAGAUCAUCAUUAUAGGCAAAUGGUCUCAGAAGCCUGUCAGUCACUUUAUAACUAUUCCAAAUUUGGAAUAUGUUGUGACGAUUAUAUGCAAGAUCAGCUUAUAGUGCUUAUGGCAUUAGCUAAGGGAAAUUCAGAAAUACGUUGCGGGCCGUUGACAUUACAUACAAAGACCGCAAUAUAUGUUGCAGAACACUUACUUGGUGUUAAAUUCGAAGUAACCACGAAUGAUGGAUCUUCAGUCAUAUCGUGCAAUGGUGUUGGAUACACACCCGAACAUUUGAAAAAUUCUUGUUCAUAAUUCUUCUUUUAAUGUUUAACAGUGCUUUCAAUUUCACUUGUGUUGUUUAUCACUUGCUUUGUUCUUUUUAUUAGAAAGAAUUUUCAGUCUGAUCUCUUGUCUUAUUUUCACAAGGAACUUCUUGUGCAAAUACAGUUUGCUUUAAGUCGUAUUUUUUUAAAAGUGAGAAUAUCAACUGUUACGUAACGUUGGGAUAAAAUCCAUCAUUAACUCUAGUGACAAUUAAUAGUUCUGACAGCCCGUUUCGAUUCCUUUGAUCACACCAUUAGGCACAAUGCGACUUCGAAUUUCGAAGUUAUAUAUACGGCCUGUUUAAUUCCACAAACACUCACGAAAUUCGAGUUCAGAUAUAUCUUUAGGAAGCAUAGAGAUGGUUCACUCUGAUUUCUUGUCGAAAAAUGAAAUGUUGGUGUUAUGGUUCGUUAUUGCUUGAAUGCUAUUACUGAUGCGUCUUACUCGAACGAACGAAGGAUCAAUGAUUCAGCGACUCGAUAGCUAUUCUGGUUCGUGGUCCCUGACUCUGCUAACCCGAUCAAGAAGUCUGGGUAAGGUGUAGAAAGUGUAUUCUACAGAUAAACAGCAGAUAACAAGUCAGGCAGGCAGAUCAGAUCAAGCAUACAAGUCAAGCGUAUUUAUACAAUUAUUUACAAUCGAUAUUGUCAUAGAAAAUUUUUAAACAUUAAUCAAUGAGUUCAUUAAUUGACCUAUUUGCGCAUUUAAUCGAUAGUUCAUCAAUUGACCCCAAUAAAAAUAUUUAACAUUUGAUCGAUAAGAUAAAAUUUAAAAUUAUGAGUUUGGGGAUAUCCCAACAGUUGGAUAGAAUUCAAUUAACAGUACUUAGGAAGUAGACAGUAUGAAAUUGUAUCUUGCGAAAUGACCAUAGAUAGAGACAACAGUGUGGAACCUAACACAUAGUUUAUUAGUUCAAUUUACCACAUUUUUGUGCCACUAAAGAAGAACUAAGGCGCUAUCAUUGACAAGAAGCUGAAGUAAAUUAGAAAUGUCAAGGUGAUGAAUAAUAAGUGGAUCUGUGCCACUGUCGUAUGUCCAUAUGUAUAUUCAGUGCCAAGUGAUUUUAUGCCAUUGAAAUGGAUUGGAAAAUUAGUUUGAUACGAUGAGUGACACUAAAUGUG